CAGCCUCUCACACCUCUUAUCAGAGACGUACUCCCUAACGGAAUCCGUCACCGUUUAUUUGCCCUUUAAUUUCAAUCCCUCGACCUCCAGCCUCAACCCACCCUCCCUCUCUCAGUUGUAGGUUGUUGCUCAGAAAUUUCUUGCUAAGAUCUUCAGCAUUUUUUUCGUGGAUUUCUAACCAAAAGGUAAUAGUUUUUCUGUUUUCCUAUUUUUUUUGGGUCAUGGGGCAUUUCUCCCUGUUGCCGUUUCCUGUUUCUUUCGUGGAAGCUCUUGAUUGACUGUAGAGAUUUUUUGCUCUUCUAUUGUCGGUUUAGUAUUCAUAGAUUUGAUCUUGGUGACUGCCCAACUGCUUAAUUUGAUAAACUUGUCAGAACCCUUAUUCAUUUUGAGUUUAAAGAUUGAGUAUCUUUAUGGGAAGAUGAGUCCUGCGGUGUUUUUAUAGUGGUUCCUCGCUGUGGGGCUUCUGUGGAGGUGCCUUGUUUCUUGAUUUUGGCGAGGGGUGUAAUUGAAUAUAGAAAUUUUUGAUUGGCUUGAAUAAAAACCCUUAAUUGUUUAGAGGAUAAAGGUUUGGGAAAUGGGGGAGGAUUUGUUGACAAGCUUAAGUAUUGAGAAUUAUCACCCAUCAACAUUUUUGUCGAUGGAUUCGAUCACCUGUCAUGAGGAGCCUGAUCGCGAUAUGAAUAGGCAAGUUAUUCUUUCGGGGCCGCCCGAUAUUAAUCUUCCGUUGUCUGUGGAGCGAAGCCCUCCCCCACAGCCAUGGAACCACGACUCUUUUGAUAUGCUUGAGGUUGGGCUCGGACACCAAGUUAAUGACUCGGAUAAACUCCUUGAUUUGCCUAAAAAUGGGCGGAAGUGUGCCAAGAGAUUGGAUAGUGUGUGGGGUGCUUGGUUCUUCUUUAGUUUCUAUUUCAAGCCUGUUUUAAAGGACAAAUCAAAGUGUAACGUUGUUUGGGAUAGUAAUGGGGUUUCUGGCUUUGAUAAGUCUGAUCUUCAACUCGACGUCUUCCUGGUGCAGCAUGAUAUGGAAAAUAUAUAUAUGUGGGUUUUUAAGGAGAGGCCUGAGAAUGCAUUAGGUAAGAUGCAGUUGAGAAGUUACAUGAAUGGCCACUCUCGCCAGGGUCAGCGUCCAUUUCCAUUCAGUGCUGAUAAGGGUUUUGUCCGGUCUCAUAAAAUGCAGAGAAAGCAUUACCGAGGACUUUCUAACCCACAGUGUUUGCACGGGAUCGAACUGGUUCCAUCACCCAAUUUCAUGGGCCUCGACGAGGAAGAACAGAAGAAGUGGGUGGAACUCACCGGUAGAGAUCUGAACUUCUGCAUCCCGCCUGAGGCAAAAGAAUUUAGUUCAUGGAGGAACCUACCAAACACAGAUUUUGAGCUUGAAAGACCACUUCCUCCAUUGAAGAAUCACAAUUCCCACCCCCCUGCAAAGAAACUGCUUAAUGGGUCAGGUUUGAAUUUAUCAACUCAGCCAUCAAACCAUGUAAAUGGCAACGGGAUGGAUCUCCCAUCUGUUGGUACCAAGAAGAGGAAGGAUCUGUUCUCGCAUGGAAAUGAUGAAGAGUGCUGUUUGCCUAAUAAUCUUAAUGGAGAUCGACAUCAAGAUGCAGAAUUCCAUCCUGUUGAACCUCCUUGGUUGAGUGAGUUUACUGGGGUCAUGAGAAAUGUCUAUGGCCCUGUUACGGCAGCUAAAACAAUUUAUGAGGAUGAAGAAGGAUACUUGAUACUCGUUACUUUACCUUUUGCUGAUCCUGAAAAGGUGAAAGUCCAUUGGUGGAACCAUCUCACACAUGGUGUGGUGAAAAUCUCAUCUGUCAGUACGGCAUGCAUGCCGUUUAUUCAGAGAAGCGACCGGACAUUCAAGCUCAGUGAUCCAGCUCCAGAGCACUGCCCUCCGGGGGAGUUCAGAAGAGAAAUCCCACUGCCCACUCGGAUCCCUGAUGAUGCGAAGCUUGAAGCAUACUUUGACAAGAGUGGAACAGUUCUUGAGAUCAAAGUGCCCAAACAUCGCGCGGGACCAGAGGAGCAUGAAGUUCCUGUUUGCCUUCGCCCUCCUAAUGAAUUUGUGUUGUCUUGAAUGAGAUUUUAUCGAUUAUCGUCUUAGCUCGAGUUGUGGCUUUCCCAUCUUCUCAACAUUGAUAGCUGUUGUCCCGGCGUUUCUGAAUUUAUGCCAAGAAGUCAUGGGGCCGAGGGUGAGAAUCUCACAGCCUGACUUCUGGCGUUAGAUGGUAGAUCUUAGAAUUGCUUAAUCCAAUAUCUGAUUAUUAACCAGGUUUCUUGGAAAAAUCGUCUUUAUUCUUAUUUAAGAUAUGCUGCUGCAUUACACA
Messenger RNA from Sesamum indicum (sesame), 2324 nucleotides. RefSeq lists its product as uncharacterized. The record is from RefSeq and is a predicted model, not a curated record. NCBI's taxonomy places the organism in Eukaryota, Viridiplantae, Streptophyta, Magnoliopsida, Lamiales, Pedaliaceae.